Messenger RNA from Myotis davidii, 1893 nucleotides. It is a transcript of the gene XYLB, whose product is annotated as xylulokinase homolog (H. influenzae). Gene Ontology annotation, biological process: D-xylose metabolic process; xylulose metabolic process. Bases 51 to 1577 code for a protein of 508 amino acids. Gene Ontology annotation, cellular component: cytosol. NCBI's taxonomy places the organism in Eukaryota, Metazoa, Chordata, Mammalia, Chiroptera, Vespertilionidae. The record is from RefSeq and is a predicted model, not a curated record. Gene Ontology annotation, molecular function: D-xylulokinase activity. The transcript is spliced from 18 exons.
CCAUCUUCUCGAAUGCUUUGCAGGUGAAAGUGGUUGCUGUUGAUGCAGCGAUGAACGUCUUCUAUGAGGACAGUGUGCAUUUUGACAGAGACCUUCCAGAAUUUGGGACUCAGGGUGGAGUUCAUGUUCACCAAGAUGGUCUGACAGUGACUUCUCCAGUCCUGAUGUGGGUCCAGGCUUUGGAUAUCCUCCUGGAGAAGAUGAGGGCUUCGGGCUUCGACUUUUCUCGAGUCCUCGCCUUGUCUGGGGCAGGCCAGCAACAUGGAAGUAUAUACUGGAAAGCUGGGGCCAGUCGGGUGCUGACAAGCCUGUCACCAGACCUCCCGUUACACGAGCAGCUGCAGGCCUGUUUCUCCAUCCGCGACUGCCCGGUGUGGAUGGACUCCAGCACCACAGCCCAGUGCCGCCAGCUGGAGGCCGCCGUGGGCGGGGCCCAGGCUCUCAGCUGCCUCACCGGCUCCCGUGCCUACGAGCGAUUUACAGGAAACCAGAUUGCAAAGAUUCACCAGCAGAACCCCGAGGCCUACUCACACACGGAGAGAAUUUCCUUGGUCAGCAGUUUUGCCGCUUCCCUGUUCCUGGGGUCCUACUGCCCUAUUGACUACAGUGACGGUUCUGGAAUGAACUUGUUGCAGAUCCAGGACAAAGUCUGGGCCCAGGCGUGCCUUGGUGCCUGUGCACCCCAUUUAGAGGAGAAGCUGGGCCCCCCGGUACCGUCAUGCUCAGUUGUGGGGCCCGUUUCCUCCUACUACGUCCAGCGCUACGGGUUUCCGCCGGGAUGCAAAGUGGUGGCCUUCACUGGGGACAACCCAGCAUCGCUGGCAGGCAUGAGGCUGGAGGAAGGUGACAUUGCGAUCAGCCUGGGCACCAGCGACACCCUGUUCCUCUGGCUCCAGGAGCCCACGCCUGCCCUGGAGGGCCACAUCUUCUGCAGCCCGGUCGACCCCCGGCACUACAUGGCGCUGCUCUGCUUUAAGAAUGGCUCGCUCAUGAGAGAGAAGAUCCGCGACGAGUCGGCUUCUGGUUCCUGGAGCGAGUUCUCAAAGGCGCUGCAGUCCACGGAGAUGGGGAAUGGCGGAAGCUUGGGUUUUUAUUUUGACGUCAAGGAGAUCACCCCUGAAAUGAUCGGGCGUCAUAGGUUUAGCCCAGAAAACCGUGAGGUCCCAGCGUUCCCUGCGGAUGUGGAGAUCCGAGCACUGAUUGAAGGACAGUUCAUGGCCAAGAGGAUUCAUGCGGAGGGCCUGGGCUAUCGAGUCCUGCCCAAGACAAAGAUUUUGGCCACUGGAGGGGCAUCUCAUAACAGAGACAUGCUACAAGUGCUUGCGGAUGUGUUUGGCGCCCCGGUAUAUGUCAUAGACACCGCCAACUCAGCCUGCGUGGGCUCCGCUUACCGAGCUUUCCACGGCCUUGCAGCUGGGACAGGUGUGCCCUUCUCGGAGGUUGUGAAGUUCGCCCCAAGCCCCAGAUUAGCUGCUACCCCGAGCCCAGGAGCUGCUCAGGUCUACGCUGCCCUCCUGCCAAGGUACGCCCAGCUCGAGCAGAGAAUCCUGUCCCAGCCCCAGGGGCUUCCGGAGUGAGUCCUGCAGGUCCGGGCGCCUGUGGACCCUGCCGGCUCCGACUCGCUGACCCCACUGGGAGACGUGGCCCUGGACAGCAGGGACCCUCUUCCCUGUUCUGGGUGCCUGGCCCCUGGCCCCUGAUGGGCUCCAGCCCUGUCCCGGGCCACCUGGAAGCCUGUCUCGCACACCUUCCUGACAUCAGCGGGCUGCUUGUGUCCCUGUGUGCUGUGCUCAGGGCAGGAGAGCAUCUCUUCCCUGUCUUCAUUUCAGGAGGCAGGAUAACACGGAGCCUGGGGUAUCUCCAAUAAAGACUAACAUUUUCCUUUCUUUUUUA